AUGACGAACACAAAUAAGAAAAGCAGCGCCGGCAUUGGCGGCACUGGGUGCCCUGCUGCCCCCUCGAAACAGCCCAGACAGCAGUCCAAGGACUCCCAGGACUAUAGUUCUUUCAAAACAGUGCUCUUCUACUGCAUGCUGACCGUGUGCCUGCCUGUGGUCACAUUCUUUCUGUUGAGGGCCGUCGUUCUGGAUGGCUUCUUCGAGAUGAGCAAGCUGAAGGUUGACAUUUUCUCGGCGGUGGGCGCCGUGGUGUCCUUACACAUGGCACUGGGACUGUACAUCUACCGUGCCACCUGUGAGGUGCCCGUCAUCAAGGCAUCGAAGGUGGACUAAGCUUCACCAAGGACUGUUUACCAUUUCCAUUCCAUAUCUGUCGUCUAGUGUUUUGUGCCUAUAAUUGUGCAUUAA
Messenger RNA from Drosophila persimilis, 411 nucleotides. Its product is annotated as vacuolar ATPase assembly integral membrane protein VMA21 homolog. Lineage: Eukaryota; Metazoa; Arthropoda; Insecta; Diptera; Drosophilidae. The coding region runs from base 1 to 336 and encodes 111 amino acids. Gene Ontology annotation, biological process: vacuolar proton-transporting V-type ATPase complex assembly. The transcript has a single exon. Gene Ontology annotation, cellular component: endoplasmic reticulum membrane. The record is from RefSeq and is a predicted model, not a curated record.